Messenger RNA from Ceratitis capitata (Mediterranean fruit fly), 1380 nucleotides. RefSeq names its product serine protease inhibitor 42Dd. The record is from RefSeq and is a predicted model, not a curated record. Lineage: Eukaryota; Metazoa; Arthropoda; Insecta; Diptera; Tephritidae. The coding region runs from base 127 to 1296 and encodes 389 amino acids. Gene Ontology annotation, molecular function: serine-type endopeptidase inhibitor activity. The transcript is spliced from 4 exons.
UAUAAAUUGCAGGUAUCCCGGCAUUCCCAGUUUUAGUCUUGCAGUGAGUUUUGUUUUUGAAGGUACAAAGUUAAAUAAAUUUACACUCUGGCUUAAAGUAGAAGAAGCUACUCUUAAACUGUAAACAUGAAGUGGUGCUUAGUGACCGCAAUUUUCUUAAAUUACCUACUGUACCAAGAGGUCGCCGCCAAUGUAAUACAGGAUCGCAAUCUUUUCGCCACCGAACUUUUUCAGACAAUCGCCAGCGAUAAGCAAUACGAGAAUGUCAUUAUCUCACCUGUGGCCAUACAAACAGCACUCGGUCUGGCUUACUAUGGCGCCGAUGGCAAAACCGCUACCGAAUUGCAGCGUAGCCUCCAUGCGCAAUCGCAGAGCCGCAACGGUAUUGCAAAGAGUUAUCACAAACUUUUGCAUUCCUUUGUGAAACCGAAAACCACAUUAGAGAUUGCCAAUAAAAUCUACGCCAAGGAUGAGCUCGUAAUCGAACCAGAAUUCCGUGAAGCGGCACAAAAGUAUUUCGAUUCCGAUGCGGAGCAAUUGGAUUUCACUGACGAACCAAAAGCUGUGGAUAAGAUCAACAAGUGGCUGGCUGAGAAGACCAAUGGCAAGAUUAAGCAUGUUUUGGAUAAUAUAGAGCCUGAUAUUAAUGUGGCGCUGGUGAAUGCUAUCUACUUCAAGGCCAAGUGGGCGCGUCCCUUCAUGGAUGAUGAAACAUCAGAUCGUAUAUUCUAUAUAAAUGAUAAUGAAACGGUGAAAGUGCCGACAAUGUUCGCUGAUAAUUGGUACAACUAUGCCGAUUAUGAAGAGUUGGAUGCCAAGGCGAUUGAGUUGUUCUUUGAGAAUACCGAUUUGCGUAUGUGGUUUAUAUUGCCGAAUAAGCGUAACGGUCUUUACGAGUUGGAACAGAAGUUGAAGGGUGUGGACUUUGAUGCGUUGGAAAAGCGUUGGGAAUGGAACAGUGUAACGGUGAAUUUGCCGAAAUUCGGUUUUGAAUUCGACACUGAUUUGAAGCCGUACCUAUUGAAGCUCGGCAUCAAGACUAUGUUCACUGAUGAAGCUGAUUUCAGCAACAUUUUCCAUGAAUCGCCUAUUAGCACACGCGUCUCACGCGUCCAACACAAGGCCUUUAUUGAUGUCAAUGAAAUCGGUUGCGAAGCUGCCGCCGCCAGUGUUGCUGUCGGCGUGCCAAUGUCUUUGCCAUGGGAUCCGAAAACUUUUAUUGCCGAUCACCCAUUCGUUUUCAUCAUACGUGAUCCUCAUGCGAUUUACUUCACUGGCCACAUUGCCAGAUUUUAGAUUAGGGCCCGGUGAACAAAAGCAGCUUUUAAUGUUGCAUAAAUUUAGCUUUUAAGUGAAAAUACAUUCAUUUGCAUUUAAAUA